Chelonus insularis is the source of this 2383-nucleotide messenger RNA. It is a transcript of the gene mEFG1, whose product is annotated as mitochondrial translation elongation factor G 1. NCBI's taxonomy places the organism in Eukaryota, Metazoa, Arthropoda, Insecta, Hymenoptera, Braconidae. Gene Ontology annotation, biological process: mitochondrial translational elongation. The transcript has 9 exons. Gene Ontology annotation, cellular component: mitochondrion. Gene Ontology annotation, molecular function: translation elongation factor activity; GTPase activity; GTP binding. Bases 99 to 2327 code for a protein of 742 amino acids. The record is from RefSeq and is a predicted model, not a curated record.
CAUGCGGCAUGAUCAGUCAUUGAAGAUUGUGAAUGAAUAGAAAAAUUUAUUUUUUUAAAAAAAAACGGUAUUAUCAACAAUAGUAAAUAAUCACAAUCAUGACUGUGUCAUCGAUACUUAACAAACAAACUAGUUUUAAUAAACUUUCACAAUUGUUACUUCGAAAUUAUUUACAAAAUGCAAGAUUUUUUGCAUCAACUGAGCACGUAUCAUUGGAAAAGAUCCGGAACAUUGGUAUAUCAGCUCACAUAGACUCCGGCAAAACGACAUUAACUGAGCGAAUUUUAUUUUACACUGGAAAAAUAUCAGAAAUGCAUGAAGUAAAAGGUAAAGACAAUGUUGGAGCAGUAAUGGACAGCAUGGAAUUAGAACGACAACGAGGCAUAACAAUUCAAUCAGCAGCAACAUACACGAUGUGGAAGAACCAUAAUAUCAACAUUAUUGAUACUCCAGGUCAUGUGGAUUUUACAGUAGAAGUGGAGCGAGCACUACGAGUGUUAGAUGGUGCAAUAUUAGUUCUAUGUGCAGUGGGUGGUGUCCAAUCCCAGACUCUGACAGUCAAUCGGCAAAUGAAACGUUAUGAUGUACCGUGUUUAGCAUUCAUUAAUAAGUUAGAUCGAAUGUCUGCUAAUCCUGUCAAAGUGCUUGAACAGAUGCGGAAUAAGAUGCAUCAUAAUGCAGCAUUUAUUCAGCUUCCAAUUGGUUUGGAAACUCAAUGCAAAGGUGUAGUGGAUUUGAUAACACAAAAGGCUUUAUAUUUCGAGGGUAGGUUUGGUGAAGUUGUGAGAGAGGAUGAGAUACCGCAAAAUAUGAGAGCAGAGGUCAAUGAUAGACGCCAAGAGCUUGUAGAACAUGUCAGCAACGUUGAUGAAACCUUGGGUGAAUUAUUUCUAAACGAAACCACACCGACUGAGCAGGACAUUAAGAAUGCCAUCAGACGAGCGUGUUUAAAGCGACUUUUUACACCUGUCAUGGUAGGAACUGCUCUGAAAAAUAAAGGAAUUCAACCACUACUUGAUGCUGUGCUCGAUUACUUACCCAAUCCUGGUGAAGUGACCAACUAUGCUCUUCAGGAAAAUGCCGAUGAUGAACCAAAAAAAAUUGUCUUAGACUCAUGCCGUGAUGGAAAGAAAUCUUUUCUUGGUCUAGCUUUCAAACUGGAGCUUGGAAAAUUCGGACAACUGACUUAUUUUCGCUGCUACCAAGGUAAAUUAAAGAAAGGUGAUAAUAUUUACAACGUUAGGACACGAAAAAAGGUACGAGCCUCUCGAUUGGUACGCUUACAUUCAAAUCAAAUGGAAGACGUUGAUUCAGUCUAUGCAGGCGAUAUUUUCGCGCUAUUUGGCAUUGAUUGUGCAUCUGGUGAUACAUUUGUUGAUAACAAUCAAUCCAAGUUGUCUAUGGAAUCAAUUCAUGUACCAGAUCCAGUUAUUUCGAUGUCUAUUCAACCUAUGAACACCAAGGAUCGGGAAAACUUUGCUAAAGGUAUCUCUAGGUUCACGAAAGAAGAUCCUACAUUCAGGUUCUUUUGGGACUCUGAUAACAAGGAAAGUUUAGUCUCUGGUAUGGGUGAAUUACAUCUAGAAAUUUAUGCCCAACGUUUAGAAAGAGAGUAUAACUGUCCAGUAAUACUUGGUAAGCCUAAAGUAUCCUUCCGAGAAACUCUAACUUCUCCAUAUGAAUUUAAUUAUCUACAUAAGAAGCAAACUGGAGGUCAUGGACAGUAUGCUGGAAUCAUAGGAGUAAUAGAGCCUUUACCACAUCAUCUAAAUACUCAAUUAAUAUUCUCUGACGAGACUGUCGGCACCAACGUACCAAAACAAUUUAUCCCAGGAGUAGAAAAAGGAUUUCACCAUGUUUGUCAAAAAGGUCCAUUAACCGGACACAAAGUGGCUGGUAUCAAAUUCAGACUUCUUGAUGGUGCACAUCAUAUUGUUGAUUCCUCAGAGCUAGCGUUUCAAAUGGCAGGUCAAGGUGCUAUGAGAGAAGCUUAUCAGUAUGGAAAUUGGCAAAUCCUUGAACCAAUUAUGACCGUUGAAAUAAUCGUUCCAGAAGAAUGUCAGGGAACCAUUAUGGGUAUCUUAUCCAAAAGAAAAGGAUUAAUAACAGACACUGAUACUCAUGAUGGAUGGGUAAGUUUAUACGCAGAAGUACCUCUCAAUGAAAUGUUCGGCUUUGCUGGAACACUUCGAUCAUCAACUCAAGGAAAGGGUGAAUAUUCAAUGGAAUAUUGCCGUUACACUCCAUGUCCACCACAAAUUCAAGAAAAAAUGAUACAAGAGUAUCAAGAUUCGAUGAUGGAUAAUCAACAGAAGAAAAAAAAUUAACAAAUCAUGAUUAUUAGUUAAAUAUCCAAUUAAAUUAUCAUUAUAAUUUUUUAAAA